This is a messenger RNA of Myotis davidii, 1084 nucleotides long. RefSeq names its product gamma-tubulin complex component 5. Gene Ontology annotation, biological process: microtubule nucleation; mitotic cell cycle; cytoplasmic microtubule organization. The record is from RefSeq and is a predicted model, not a curated record. The transcript has 7 exons. NCBI's taxonomy places the organism in Eukaryota, Metazoa, Chordata, Mammalia, Chiroptera, Vespertilionidae. Gene Ontology annotation, molecular function: gamma-tubulin binding; microtubule minus-end binding. Gene Ontology annotation, cellular component: centrosome; gamma-tubulin complex; spindle pole. The annotation marks the transcript as partial.
UCUAUCUAUAGCUUUUGAAAAUGUGGACACAACUAAGAAGAAACUCCCCGUUCACAUUUUAGAUGGCCUGACUCUGAGCUAUAAGGUCCCAUGGCCUGUGGACAUUGUUAUAAGUUCAGAAUGUCAAAAAAUUUAUAAUCAGGUGUUCCUUCUCCUACUGCAAAUAAAAUGGGCAAAAUACAGUCUGGAUGUUUUACUAUUUGGUGAACUAGCUGGACAGCCACCACUGCAGGAUGGGCUUUUGUGUGGACAGGAAAUGGCUGCCCAGUUUGAACCACAGAAGAAACCAGUGAGGCAGCAGAUUCAUCGCAUGUUCCUCUUGCGCGUGAAGCUCAUGCACUUUGUGAACAGCUUGCACAACUACAUCAUGACCAGGAUUCUUCACAGUACAGGGUUGGAAUUUCAACAUCAAAUCGAGGAAGCCAAGGAUUUAGAUCAAUUGAUUAAAAUUCACUAUAGAUAUUUGUCAACCAUCCAUGAUCGAUGUCUGCUAAGAGAAAAGGUCAGCUUUGUGAAGGAAGCCAUCAUGAAGGUGUUGAACUUGGCUCUCAUGUUUGCAGAUGGCUGGCAGGCAGGCCUUGGGGCUUGGCAGAUGGAAUCUAUAGAGAAAAUGGAGUCUGAUUUUAAAAACUGCCAUAUGUUUCUUGUCACCAUUUUAAACAAAGCCGUCUGUAGAGGGUCCUUUCCCCAUCUGGAGUCUCUAGCACUGUCCCUCAUGGCUGGCAUGGAGCAAAGUUAAAUACCUUCAUGUGAUACAUACCUCGGACUUCAUCUCCAUACAUGUACAGCUCCAUCACAUGCAGCGAGAAAUCAGAAUCAUUUGUUUUUGUCUCUUUUUUAAAAACUGUUCUCUACUGUCUAGACAAGUGGGUUUGUAGGUGUUUUCUCUGAAGCUUAUUAGAUAUCGUAUAGGGUUAUGUGUAUAAAAUUGUAUCAAUAAAUAAUACAAAGUGUACAUAGGCUAUUUACACUUAUAUUUCCUACUGUCAGCUAUAGAUUUAUGGCAUUGUUACCUUUAGAUGUGAAUGACAUUUUUGAAAAUGUAAUUGUUAAUAUUAAAAAUACAGCACCUUACAUUUUUUUA